CUUCCUCCUGUCCUUAUUGACGUCUUCCUCUUGCAUCUCUUUUGUUCCGCUCUGCCGCUGUUCGGCGUUUCUUAACAUCUUCUUAACUAACAGACAGCUCGAUUCAGGAUGUUUAACCCUCCGAUUCGCCGCUGAAACACCAUUCCGUUACUAUUUCCGCCGCUGCGGCGCAGCCCGCGCCCGGCGCUCCGUGAGGCGGCGGCCCCGCCCUCAGCCGCUCCCGUCGGGCCCCGGGCGCCAUGGCCGAGGCGGCGGCGGCGGGAAGUUCGGACGGGCCGUCCUUCGAGGAGCAGCUCUUUCAGGUUACUUUGUGGCUAAGGAAACUAUAUCAGGAUAUGCCUAUUCCAUGGUAUGAGGUGAAUGAAAAGACAGUGGAUUUUUUGUAUGAAGUUAAGGAGGGCAAUGAAGAUAGAGACAAGGAUGUUAUGUUGCUGAUAGAGGACAUGAAGGACCGGGCAGCCAAGUAUGAAGCAGAAGCUGACUACUGGCAGGAUAUUCUUAGAGAAAGCCUGGAUUUUUCUGAAUAUAGUCUGUCCAAAGAAGCCCUCGCAGACCUCAAUGACCUGGUAGAAAGUGCAUUGGAACUCGAAGUGGAGGACACGUCUCUUGCCAGCUUCUAUGGCGCCAUUACUUCCAUGACCUCAGAGCUGCAUAAAACAAAAUCAAAAAACAAUGAACUGGAUCUGCAGUUGAAGACCCUCAAGAAAAAACUAACUUUAGCACUGAUGAUGGAAAAGAAGUUAAAGGAGGAUGUUGAAAAAUUACAGGAAUCUCAGGAAGCAGAAAGGGCCAAAAUGGAGAUUCGAUCCGAGAACUUGAAGUUCCUGCAAGUUAAAACUCAGGACCUAAAAAUAAAGAUUAGGGAAGCUGAGAAUAAGCUUCUUGACGUGGGGUUGGACCAAUCCCUGACACAUGAAGCACUCAUGGAAGCAUCUGAGGAACUGGCUGCACUGCAUAAAGAAAUGGAGCCGUUGAAAAAGGAACUGAAGUCCUACAAUGAUUUACCUCUUAGCAUGCUCCUGGCACGAGUGAUAGUUGAAGAAGCAAGAAAUGAACUUAAAGCCGUGGAUGAAGAGCUCACAAGGGAGCUGGAGGCUGUGCCUUUUGAGCUGACAUAGCCCAGCAAACCCCAGUUCACCUGAAGGGGCCUGCGUGGAACAGGAUUUUCCUUCUGUUGCCUGCUUGCCCUAGCAAUGCAUUUGCAGAAUUCUUACUGUACCUUGUCAGCUUCCUGUUGUGUUCUUCUUUCUGUUGGCCUUCUGUUUGUAAACUUUACCUGUUUUUCAUUAAAUAACCUCCAGACUUGC
This is a messenger RNA of Oenanthe melanoleuca, 1307 nucleotides long. RefSeq names its product HAUS augmin like complex subunit 1 (gene HAUS1). The transcript has 9 exons. Gene Ontology annotation, cellular component: HAUS complex; cytosol. Gene Ontology annotation, biological process: centrosome cycle; spindle assembly. The coding region runs from base 240 to 1118 and encodes 292 amino acids. The record is from RefSeq and is a predicted model, not a curated record. Lineage: Eukaryota; Metazoa; Chordata; Aves; Passeriformes; Muscicapidae.